AAAAAAAAAAAAAAAAAAGUGUAUUGAAAAUAAGCUAUUUUUAAAAGUACAUUUAAUAGGAUGUCAUUGUUAUUACCCAUAAUAGUAUUGUACUUACAAGCUGAGUAUUGAUUUCCCUGCACUUAAGCACUCUACACCCCCAUGGGCUCAUGGAACUUUGCCCAUAAGUAAUUGGAAGACGAAGUUAUGGGUGUUUUAAAAAGGAAGCUAACUUUUUUAAGGAAAAGAGAGAAAUACCUUUAAACUCUUAUUGAUGACUUCCAUACACUUAUAGGAGAAAUAUUGAGAGAAAAUGCUCACGACAUUCUUUGUCCAACAACGUUUAAAGAAGAAAAAAAAGUGGGUCAUGGAACUAGGCUAGGGUUAAGUGCAAAUAUCUUCCUGGCUUCUUUCCAAACAUAUUUAAUACAUAUUUAAGGUGGUUCCUAACACGAAGAGGGUUUUAUAUAGAUUUGUCAGUACUCAGAGAUUUAUUUAAAUUAAAAUAUACCUAGAGGGUGACAGAGCUUGUUAAAACUUAUUUAUAUGGAUGUGCAUGUGUUUGUAUUUUUUCCUUCCUCUGUAAACCUGUCAGAUUUUAUGUGGCUUGUCUGUAAAAGGAGAAGCUGAUGGUACAUUUAAAAACAAAUUCUUGUUUUUCUAAUAUCACUGCAAUCUCCUUGCAGUGUAAGGCUCAUGGGUAUGCAAUAAUACUUAUCAGAUCCAACUAUUCUUGGAUACUGUGGGCUUAAGCACAUAAAGCAGUCACUGUGAAGAAAAUAACAUUUUAAGAAACUUUUCUGUCACAAUUGAUAGAGGAAAAGCCAGCAGAGAAGUGCAUCUUCUUGUGUGUGUGUCUCAUCGUGCCACUUUUUGUAACUCAACUUAGUAAUGAAGCCACCAUUAUGUCCUCAGUCAGUGAAGUAAAUGUGGAUAUAAAAGAUUUCCUAAUGAGCAUUAAUUUGGAGCAGUAUCUCUUACAUUUCCAUGAGUCUGGUUUUACUACUGUGAAGGACUGUGCAGCAAUAAAUGACAGCCUGCUACAGAAAAUUGGAAUAUCACCCACAGGUCACCGUAGGAGGAUACUUAAACAGUUACAGAUAAUCUUAUCAAAAAUGCAAGAUUUUCCAAUAUAUGCAAAUGUUCAUAAAACAAAGAAGAAUGAUGACCCUUCAAAGGAUCACAAUGUUCCAUCUUCUGAUCACAAUAUCUGCAUAGAACUUUCCAGUUCUAGUAGUGUUCAGACACCUAGCCCACCGCAGUUGGAGACUGUUACAAAAAAACUUGAAGAAGAUGCAAGUGUGGAAAGAAGCCAGUAUCCUCAAUCAGAUAAUAAGCUGUCUCCUCCUAAACGCGACUUCUCCACUGCAGAAGAACCACACCUGAAUUUGGGUUCUUUGAAUGAUUCUUUAUUUGGUAGUGAAAAUAUUAAAAUAGAAUCUUUGAUUACAAAGAAGACUAUGGAUCACACAAUUGAAGAACAACAAACAGAAAAAGUUAAAUUGAUCUCAGAAAAUCUCAAUAAGCUCCCUAACGCAGACUCUGAAUGCCUUUCUUCUGUUGGCUGUUCAACAUCAGAAACGAACUCUAGAAAUGGAACAAAUGGUUUAUUAGACGGAUCACCACCAUCCCCAUUCUUUAAGUUUCAAGGAGAAAUGAUUGUAAAUGAGUUGUAUGUUCCAUCAUCACCAAUCCUAGCACCUAUGAGAAGUCGUAGCAAGUUGGUUUCAAGACCAUCUCGAUCUUUUCUGCUAAGACAUCGGCCUGUACCAGAGAUUCCAGGGUCAACAAAAGGAAUUUCUGGGAGCUAUUUUCGUGAAAGAAGAAAUGUUGCUACCUCAACUGAAAAAUCUGUGGCAUGGCAAAAUUCAAAUGAGGAGAAUUCAUCUUCCAUCUUUCCUUAUGGAGAGACCUUUCUCUUCCAGAGACUAGAAAAUUCCAAGAAGCGGUCUAUAAAGAAUGAAUUUUUGACCCAGGAAGAAGCACUCAAAGGGGAAGCAACUACUGCGACGAACUCUUUUAUCAUCAAAUCAAGCAUAUAUGAUAACAGAAAGGAGAAAAUAAGUGAGGACAAGGUGGAAGAUAUUUGGAUACCUCGAGAGGACAAAAACAAUUUUUUGAUAGACACUGCUUCUGAAUCAGAAUACUCAACAGUAGAAGAAUGCUUUCAGAGUUUAAGAAGAAAAAAUUCAAAGGCAUCUAAAUCUAGGACUCAAAAAGCAUUGACUUUGGACUCCGUUAAUAGGCACAGUUAUCCAUUAAGCUCAACAAGUGGAAAUGCUGAUUCAUCAGCUGUUUCUUCACAGGCAAUAUCUCCCUAUGCCUGCUUUUAUGGAGCAUCUGUAAAGAAGGUUAAAUCGGGAUGGCUGGAUAAACUCUCUCCUCAAGGAAAACGCAUGUUUCAGAAGAGAUGGGUGAAAUUUGAUGGCCUUAGCAUUUCUUACUACAAUAAUGAGAAGGAGAUGUAUUCAAAAGGAAUAAUUCCCCUUUCUGCUAUAUCAACAGUACGAGUUCAAGGAGACAACAAAUUUGAAGUUGUUACAACACAAAGAACUUUUGUUUUUAGAGUAGAAAAAGAAGAGGAGAGAAAUGACUGGAUCAGCAUACUAUUAAAUGCACUGAAAUCACAAUCCCUUACCUCACAGUCUCAAGGCAUUGUUACACCUGAGAAAUGUGGAUAUCUUGAAUUGAGAGGCUAUAAGGCAAAAAUUUUUACUGUGUUAAGUGGAAACAGUGUGUGGCUUUGCAAAAAUGAACAGGAUUUUAAGAGUGGACUUGGUAUUACCAUAAUUCCUAUGAAUGUAGCAAAUGUAAAACAAGUGGACCGAACUGUGAAACAGUCUUUUGAAAUAAUCACUCCCUAUAGGAGUUUCAGCUUUACAGCCGAGACUGAAAAAGAGAAACAAGAUUGGAUUGAAGCUGUGCAGCAAUCAAUAGCAGAAACUCUCUCUGAUUAUGAAGUAGCUGAGAAGAUUUGGUUCAAUGAAUCUAACAGGAGCUGUGCAGAUUGUAAAGCCCCGGAUCCUGACUGGGCAUCCAUCAAUCUCUGUGUUGUCAUCUGUAAGAAGUGUGCAGGCCAGCAUAGAUCUUUGGGACCAAAAGAUUCCAAGGUUAGAAGUCUAAAAAUGGAUGCUAGCAUUUGGAGCAAUGAACUCAUCGAGCUUUUUAUUGUCAUUGGAAACAAAAGAGCAAAUGACUUUUGGGCUGGUAAUCUUCAAAAGGAUGAAGAAUUACAUAUGGACUCACCAGUAGAAAAGAGAAAAAACUUUAUUACUCAGAAAUAUAAAGAAGGAAAAUUCAGAAAAACCCUUUUGGCAUCUCUCACUAAAGAAGAAUUAAAUAAGGCUCUGUGUGCUGCUGUAGUGAAACCGGAUGUUCUAGAAACAAUGGCUUUGCUGUUCAGUGGAGCAGAUGUCAUGUGUGCCACUGGAGACCCCGUGCAUAGCACCCCCUAUCUGCUAGCCAAGAAGGCUGGGCAAAGUCUGCAAAUGGAAUUUCUCUACCAUAACAAAUUCUCAGAUUUCCCUCAACAUGAUAUUCAUUCUGAAGGUGUAUUAAGUCAAGAGUCUUCCCAGUCCACAUUCCUCUGUGACUUUUUGUAUCAAGCUCCUGCUGCUGCUUCCAAACUCUCUUCAGAGAAAAAACUGCUUGAAGAGACAAAUAAAAAAUGGUGUGUUUUGGAAGGAGGCUUCUUGAGUUACUAUGAAAGUGAUAAGUCUACCACACCUAAUGGCACCAUUAAUAUCAAUGAAGUUAUCUGCCUGGCUAUACACAAAGAGGACUUCUAUUUAAAUACUGGGCCCAUCUUUAUCUUUGAGAUCUACCUACCCUCAGAACGUGUGUUUUUAUUUGGAGCUGAAACAUCUCAAGCUCAAAGAAAAUGGACAGAGGCAAUAGCCAAGCAUUUUGUUCCCUUAUUUGCUGAAAACUUAACAGAAGCUGACUAUGAUUUGAUUGGUCAACUCUUCUACAAAGACUGCCAUGCCCUGGAUCAGUGGAGAAAAGGCUGGUUUGCUAUGGACAAAUCCAGUUUGCAUUUUUGCCUUCAAAUGCAAGAAGUUCAGGGAGAUAGAAUGCACUUAAGAAGACUGCAGGAGCUAACAAUCAGCACAAUGGUUCAAAAUGGGGAAAAACUGGAUGUCUUACUCUUGGUAGAAAAAGGGAGAACAUUAUACAUCCAUGGGCACACCAAGUUGGAUUUCACAGUCUGGCAUACUGCAAUUGAAAAAGCAGCAGGUACAGAUGGUAAUGCUUUGCAAGAUCAGCAGCUCAGCAAAAAUGACGUUCCCAUUAUAGUGAACAGCUGUAUAGCAUUUGUUACACAGUAUGGUUUAGGAUGCAAAUAUAUCUAUCAGAACAAUGGUGAUCCUUUGCAUAUAAGUGAACUCCUGGAGAGUUUCAAAAAGGAUGCAAGAAGCUUUAAAUUGAGGGCUGGAAAACAUCAGCUUGAAGAUGUGACGGGUGUGUUGAAAAGUUUUCUCUCUGACAUUGAUGAUGCACUGCUUACCAAGGAGCUCUACCCAUACUGGAUCUCUGCUUUAGAUGCGCAAGAUGACAAGGAAAGAAUUAAAAAAUAUGGAGCAUUUAUACGUUCUCUUCCAGGGGUCAACCGAGCAACAUUAGCAGCUAUCAUUGAACAUCUGUAUAGGGUUCAGAAAUGCUCAGAAAUCAAUCACAUGAAUGCCCAUAAUUUGGCCUUGGUCUUUUCAUCCUGUUUGUUCCAAACGAAGGGACAAACUAGUGAAGAAGUGAAUGUAAUUGAGGACCUAAUUAAUAAUUAUGUAGAAAUAUUUGAGGUUAAAGAAGAUCAAGUCAAACAAAUGGACAUAGAAAAUAGCUUUAUUACCAAGUGGAAAGACACCCAAGUUUCCCAGGCUGGAGAUUUGUUAAUUGAAGUAUAUGUAGAAAGGAAGGAACCUGACUGUAGUAUUAUAAUUCGGAUAUCUCCUGUGAUGGAAGCAGAAGAAUUAACUAAUGAUAUAUUAGCAAUAAAAAAUAUUAUUCCUACAAAAGGUGAUAUUUGGGCCACAUUUGAAGUCAUUGAAAAUGAAGAGCUAGAGCGUCCUCUUCACUACAAGGAAAAUGUACUGGAGCAAGUGCUUCGGUGGAGUUCAUUAGCUGAACCCGGCUCUGCUUACCUGGUGGUGAAGAAAUUCUUAACUGCUGACACAAUUAAACACUGCAGUGACCGGAGUACAUUGGGAAGCAUCAAAGAAGGAAUCUUGAAAAUCAAAGAAGAACCAUCCAAAAUACUAUCUGGAAAUAAGUUUCAAGACCGGUAUUUUGUUUUACGAGAUGGGUUUCUCUUUCUUUACAAGGAUGUGAAGAGUAGUAAACAUGACAAAAUGUUUUCUCUCAGUUCCGUGAAGUUUUAUCGUGGAGUGAAAAAGAAAAUGAAGCCUCCAACAAGUUGGGGAUUGACCGCAUAUUCUGAGAAACAUCACUGGCACCUGUGUUGUGAUAGUUCACGAACUCAGACGGAGUGGAUGACCAGUAUCUUUAUUGCCCAGCAUGAAAAUGAUAUAUGGCCACCAGCUGGAAAGGAACGGAAACGUUCAAUAACCAAAAAUCCCAAAAUUGGAGGUUUGCCUCUGAUUCCUAUACAGCAUGAGGGGAAUGCAACCCUGGCCCGGAAAAAUAUCGAGAGUGCAAGAGCAGAACUUGAAAGGCUGCGGCUCAUUGAAAAGUGUGAUAAAGAGUCCGUGGACUCGAGCUUAAAGGAGAGAGCUUCUAUGGUGGCCCACUGCCUGGAGCACAAGGACGAUAAACUUCGAAAUCGAACCCGAAAACAUCGGAGUUUCAACUGCCUGGAGGACACAGAGCCUGAAGCCCCACUCGGGCAACCAAAAGGCCAUAAAGGACCAAAGACAUUGAGGAAGACUGAGGACAGGAAUAGCAAGGCUACUUUGGACUCUGAUCAUAAGUUACCAUCAAGGGUAAUUGAAGAACUUAAUGUGGUUCUACAGCGGUCAAGAACCCUUCCAAGAGAAUUACAGGAUGAGCAGAUUUUGAAGUAGCAAAUACAAUGAAUUGCUCCCCAGAUUAUUUUUUUAAUUAUUGUAUGCAAUCUUUAUGUGUAAAUCUGAAACUGAACUAUAAGAUAAUUCAUAAGAAUUUGCCUAUUGAUAGGCAAAUUUGUCUAUCUAUACUUAGGCAUUUAAGGAGCAUUUAAAAAUAUGUAUAUAUGUGAUUAAGUGUAAGAAUAACUUUAUUUUGGUCUGAACAAAGCUUGUAAAGUUCCAUUGUAUUAACUUUGUGUAAGAAGACAAUGGGUUACUUAGGUGGUCAGCCCUUUUAAAGUAGUUAUUUGUUAAGUGGUAUAAUUUAUGAGCAGAAAUCUCAAACUGUACUGUAUUGUAUAAAAUGCUGUGUUUAAAUGAAGUCUAAGAAACUAUCUGUAACAUAUUUUGCACUUUGAGAAACCUUGUAUAUUGAAUUACCAUAUGUUUUUAGGUUUACAGAGGGUCUACCUUAGGGAAAAGAAGGGAAGUAAAUUGAAAAAAGGGGGAGAAUGUAUUGUAGUGGUUGCCUAAAAACACUGGAGCUUUUAAAAGAAGCAAGGAGUUAAAUGUCCUGCAAAACAAGGAAGUGAGCUAAGAUUCAUUCAAGUUCACUAAUGACCAGAACUUGUCAAUGAGAAGCCACUUGUUAAGAAAAAAGUCCGGUGUUUAUUUCCCAAGAGUAAUAUUCGGCCAACAGAUGUAAAUAAUAGCACUAGCCACUCUUAUUAAUAUUUAUAGUGUUAGAAAAUCAGCCACAUUAUAGAUUCACUACGUUUGAGCUCAUUGUUGGUGGCUGCUAAGAGGAAACUUACACUGCAUUGGAGAGGUUGUGUACACAGGAUCUGGCCUGGAUGCUGAUUUCACUGUCGUUGUAUGCAAGCAUUUUUUUUUUUUUUUUUUAGAAUUUCUGACUAUACUUUUGGUACGAACAAAAUUCAUCACCACAAGGUCCUGUUGUUCUGUUUGAUUUUUACAAUUUUUAUUAUUAUUUUAAGUAAGAUUAUAAUGUUUUUCUUUGAAUUCUCAGAAAUAACUGGAAGAAUACAAUAUUAUGGCCAUUAUGGAGCCGGGGGUAGUUGGUGGUUUACUGUACAUUUGGGGCUACUUGUUCACAUUUAAUCUAGGUGUUUUUUGUUUUUUGUUUUGUUUUAAAUAAAGGAGUGGUCUCUUCCCUGUACUUGUGAAUAAGGACAAAGCCCUAUUUUUGUUUCCACAUAAAGAUCAGCUACUGAAUUGGUGAUUUUCCUGACAGACAAUACUAUCUAAUCAUAGUUCAUGUUAGGGGAAGCAUUUUUUAUCAGUUUCUUUAAAAUUGGAUUAUGUUUGCUGAGUUUUGAUAUUUAACAUUAUUUUAUGUAGCUAAGCCUUUUUUUUUUUUUUUUUUUUAGCAUUUCUUUUUUAUUCUUCAAUCUAUAUACACAGGCCCAUACUUCAGUCAAUCCAAUCAUAGUACAGUGAUGUGGUAGUAAAUCCUAUGAAUUUCUUCAUUGUAAAAUAUAGAUCAUUUGUAUUUUGGGGUGAUAAAAUAGUUCACCAUCGGUAUGAGAUAUUUAUUCUUUAAAUCAAAGUAAAUUAGAAUUUUUAAAAAGCACAAAACUGCCGGACAGUUUAUGAAAUAGGUGGCACUAUUAGGGAAUCUUUCUUUAAAGCAAGAAAUCAUGUUAUUUAGAAAGAAAAACUAAUCUUAAACAUACUAUUUCUAAUAAAUAUUUAUAUUUUUAUGAAAUAAAAGGUAUGUGGAAAUUAAUGUUUGGUGAUGUUGGACAGUGGAAAAGUAUCUAGAGUUUUUACCUGCCUUAUCUGAAUUUUUCUUGAAACUUGAGCUUAAAUUCUAAUAGCUGUUUCCCUUUCUAUUCUGAACAAUUGUCUCCAUUUUUCAAGUUUAAGAUAAGGGCUAAUGAUGACAUCUCAUUUAUUUUGAGUAAACAUUAAAAUUGUUUUA
Molecule: messenger RNA, 7923 nt
Organism: Chlorocebus sabaeus (green monkey)
Lineage: Eukaryota; Metazoa; Chordata; Mammalia; Primates; Cercopithecidae
Source: RefSeq, a predicted model, not a curated record